This is a messenger RNA of Myotis brandtii (Brandt's bat), 5226 nucleotides long. RefSeq names its product formin-like 2 (gene FMNL2). Bases 128 to 3289 code for a protein of 1053 amino acids. Gene Ontology annotation, molecular function: small GTPase binding; actin filament binding. Gene Ontology annotation, cellular component: cytosol. The record is from RefSeq and is a predicted model, not a curated record. Gene Ontology annotation, biological process: cortical actin cytoskeleton organization; regulation of cell shape; cell migration. The transcript is spliced from 26 exons. NCBI's taxonomy places the organism in Eukaryota, Metazoa, Chordata, Mammalia, Chiroptera, Vespertilionidae.
GUGUUUUUUCCUGCCCCGUAUACCCAGUACAGGUAGUUUGCAGAUGACUGUGUAGUUUGUUUUGCACAGUUAUCUAUCAUUCUGUGGCCACAGUGCAGUCUCGGUGAAACCUUGCCAGUUUGAGAGCAUGAGAGGCAGCAACAAUGAGAUCAUACUGGCAUUAUCAGUUACUGAUUGCAGUUAUGGCAGAUUACUUAAACCGAGCCUUCGUUUUCUCAUACGCAAAAGGGACUUGGCAAGACGAAGUGGGAGAAUGUCUAUGAUGCUGAGGAAUGGCUCUACUAAGAAUGCUAUGAACCUACCCCCUGACAAAGCCAGGUUACUGCGGCAGUAUGACAAUGAGAAAAAGUGGGAACUGAUUUGUGACCAGGAACGGUUCCAGGUGAAGAAUCCUCCCCACACAUACAUUCAGAAGCUCAAAGGCUAUCUGGAUCCAGCUGUAACCAGGAAGAAAUUCAGACGGCGUGUUCAAGAAUCCACACAAGUGCUGAGAGAACUGGAAAUUUCUUUAAGAACCAACCAUAUUGGAUGGGUCAGAGAGUUUUUGAAUGAAGAAAACAAAGGCCUCGAUGUCCUGGUGGAGUAUCUGUCGUUUGCACAGUAUGCGGUAACGUUUGACUUUGAAAGCGUGGAAAGCACCGUGGAGAGCUCGGUGGACAAAUCAAAGCCCUGGAGCAGGUCCAUCGAGGACCUGCACAGAGGCAGCAACCUGCCCUCCCCCGUGGGCAACAGUGUGUCCCGCUCCGGAAGGCAUUCUGCACUGCGAUAUAAUACUUUGCCAAGCAGAAGAACCUUGAAAAAUUCAAGAUUAGUGAGUAAGAAGGAUGACGUGCAUGUCUGCAUCAUGUGUUUACGUGCCAUCAUGAAUUAUCAGUAUGGCUUCAACAUGGUCAUGUCUCAUCCACAUGCUGUCAACGAGAUUGCACUAAGCUUGAACAACAAGAAUCCAAGAACAAAAGCCCUUGUGUUAGAACUGUUGGCAGCCGUUUGUCUUGUCAGAGGCGGGCAUGAAAUCAUUUUAUCAGCAUUUGACAACUUUAAGGAGGUUUGUGGAGAAAAACAGCGCUUUGAGAAGUUGAUGGAACAUUUCAGGAAUGAAGACAAUAACAUCGAUUUUAUGGUGGCCUCUAUGCAGUUUAUUAAUAUUGUAGUCCAUUCAGUAGAAGAUAUGAAUUUCAGAGUUCAUCUCCAGUAUGAAUUUACCAAGUUAGGCCUGGACGAAUACUUGGAUAAGCUGAAACACACGGAGAGUGACAAGCUGCAGGUGCAGAUCCAGGCGUACCUGGACAACGUGUUUGACGUGGGAGCUCUGCUGGAAGACGCCGAGACCAAGAACGCAGCCUUGGAAAGGGUGGAGGAGCUGGAAGAAAACCUCUCUCAUUUGUCUGAAAAACUGCAAGACACGGAGAACGAAGCCAUGUCCAAGAUCGUGGAACUGGAGAAGCAGCUCAUGCAGAGGAACAAGGAGCUGGAUGUGGUCCGAGAAAUCUACAAAGAUGCAAAUACCCAGGUUCACACCUUAAGGAAAAUGGUCAAAGAAAAAGAAGAAGCCAUUCAAAGACAGUCUACCCUGGAAAAAAGGAUUCAUGAACUGGAAAAACAAGGGACCAUUAAAAUUCAGAAGAAAGGGGAUGGGGACAUCGCCAUACUGCCGGUUGUGGCUUCCGGCACGUUGUCCACGGGCUCGGAAGUAGCAGUGGGACCAGUAACGGGGGCUGCUGCCUCGGGACCCUUGCCCCCUCCUCCCCCACCGCCAGCCCCUCCUUUACCACCACCCCUUCCUCCUUCUGCACCUCCGCUGCCUGGGACGUCUUCACCCACAGUGGUUUUCAACUCAGGAUUAGCAGCUGUGAAAAUUAAGAAGCCAAUCAAGACGAAAUUCAGAAUGCCAGUUUUUAACUGGGUUGCCCUGAAGCCAAAUCAGAUCAAUGGCACAGUCUUCAAUGAAAUUGAUGACGAGCGAAUUCUGGAGGAUUUAAAUGUGGAUGAAUUUGAGGAAAUUUUUAAGACAAAAGCCCAAGGUCCUGCCAUUGAUCUUUCCUCAAGCAAACAGAAGAUAACGCAGAAGGGAUCCAACAAGGUGACGUUACUGGAAGCAAAUAGGGCCAAAAACCUUGCCAUCACUUUAAGGAAGGCUGGAAAGACCGCCGACGAGAUCUGUAAAGCCAUUCAUGUCUUUGACUUGAAGACGCUGCCUGUGGACUUUGUGGAAUGUUUGAUGAGGUUCUUGCCGACCGAGAAUGAGGUGAAAGUGCUUCGGCUCUACGAGCGGGAGAGGAAGCCGCUGGAGAACUUGUCGGACGAGGACCGCUUCAUGAUGCAGUUCAGCAAGAUUGAGAGGCUCCUGCAGAAGAUGACCAUCAUGGCCUUCAUCGGGAACUUCGCUGAGAGCGUCCAGAUGCUCACGCCUCAACUGCACUCCAUUAUAGCAGCAUCUAUCUCUAUAAAGUCGUCUCAAAAACUCAAGAAAAUUCUGGAGAUCAUCUUGGCCCUUGGGAACUAUAUGAACAGCAGUAAACGAGGAGCAGUUUAUGGAUUUAAGCUUCAGAGUUUAGAUCUGCUUUUAGAUACGAAGUCCACAGACCGAAAGCAAACACUGCUGCACUAUAUAUCCAAUGUCGUAAAGGAAAAGUAUCAGCAAGUGUCCCUCUUUUACAAUGAGCUUCAUUAUGUGGAGAAAGCUGCUGCAGUCUCCCUCGAGAACGUCUUGCUGGACGUGAAGGAGCUGCAGAGGGGCAUGGACCUGACCAAGCGGGAGUACACCAUGCACGACCACAACACGCUGCUGAAGGACUUCAUCCUCAGCAACGAGGGGAGGCUGAAGAAGCUGCAGGACGACGCCAAGAUCGCGCAGGACGCCUUUGAUGAUGUGGUGAAGUAUUUUGGAGAAAACCCCAAGACGACGCCGCCCUCUGUCUUCUUCCCUGUGUUUGUCCGGUUUGUGAAGGCCUACAAGCAAGCGGAGGAGGAGAACGAGCUGAGGAAGAAGCAGGAACAGGCGCUCAUGGAGAAGCUCCUGGAGCAGGAAGCUCUGCUGGAGCAGCAGGACCCAAAGUCUCCUUCUCACAAAUCAAAGAGGCAGCAGCAAGAAUUAAUUGCGGAAUUAAGAAGGCGGCAAGUUAAAGAUAACAGACAUGUGUACGAAGGGAAGGAUGGUGCCAUUGAAGAUAUUAUCACAGAUCUUAGAAACCAACCAUACAGACGAGCCGAUGCGGUGAGGAGAAGUGUCAGGCGGCGCUUUGAUGAUCAGAACUUGCGUUCUGUUAAUGGUGCCGAAAUAACCCUGUGAACCUGAGACCUGACUGAAUGAAUAGAGGGUGUGCGUGAAAGAAGCUGUCCACAUGAACUUUAUGUGCCGCCAUUUAACUGCAGCCUUGAACAUAGAUGAAGUAUUCUAAGGGCUCAGAUUUAGCAAACAUAGGAAUUUUAAAAUGAUGGGCCCUCCUUUCAACCUUUGUUAACAAGUGCCUAAAAGUGGAAGUACCUGCUCAGAUUAAUCAAAGCAAUAGGAUUGGAUUUGAUUAGGUAUCUUUUUACACCAGUAUGUUACUCAAUUUUUUAAUCAAAUUGUAAAUUUCCUAUUAACGUGUAUUACCUGCCAUUGUGAAUGUCCCGGGAUGGCCCACCCUGGUUUCCUACGAAGUUGUAAAUAAGAUGGAUGCCUCUGUGGUGGGCUCCUUUGUUGAGAUGUCUUUUAAGGAAUUUUGUGUUUCAGUCAUACCCACCAACUUUGUAUUUUUAAGGGCUUGCAACAUGGAAGGAGGAGGGAAAAGUCUCAUGAUAAACUUGUGUCCAAAACCAAGCCCUAGCAAAGUUCAGAUAGAUUGCAAUUCUAGUAGCUCAGGAGGAUACUCAGCGGUCUCCUUUCACAGUCUACUACCCCGUGCUAGUGUAUCGUGCCCUCCCUGGGAGAGUCCCCGUAUGAAUGCAAGGAUAUGAUGGCAUACAAAUGUUGCACAGUACUGUGUUCUUCAGCUAGGGGCAGCUUUGAAAAGAUAAUGCAAUAUAUUUAUUAAUUAGCACUAAAAUUAACAUCUCAGUAAUCAGUAUUAUGAUUUCUGAGGAUCAUUAUGGGUCAAAACUAAGAGAAAUCAGUGCCUUGCUAGCCAGGAAUAAGUUCACUAGUUCUAUCAACAGUGCUCAAGAUUACUUCUGCUGGCGGAGAAGUGUUAGUCACCCAGCCUUACUCUCCUCUGACAAUCGGUUGGCUCCCCCGCCGCCCUUCUUCCUUUUGUAAGUCGGAGAAGAUAUAUUUGGCAUCAUAUAUCAAAGCGAAAAACUUUGUAUUUCCCAGAUUACUUUAUGAGGAAUUGAAUAUUCAUGUUGGGAUAAAGCUUAAAUGAUAUAUAAUGGGACUAAAUGGCCAACUAAGCCACUGUUACUUUUCCUUCCUCUGGCAGGGCACUCGAUCCAUUCCAAAGUCAAAAACUGGACUGAAGCUAAUUUGUACUUUUCAUAAUAUACAUUCUGCUUCUGGCUUACCUUCUUGGUACAUCACAUCAGUAUAUUAAUUGUAAAGUUUAUUGUAUAGUAUUUAACCACUGAAUUUCUUAUUUUAUGUUGUGCUUAUGUGAACUCCUUGGUGAAGGUCCAAUUUUCCUUGGAUAAUGUGUAGUUAUAUAUGAUCUCUUUUUAAAUGUACAGAUAUUUUGCUAUAAAAUUGGUGCAGUUUUUUAUGGUUUUUACACUUAAUUCCCACCUAAGCCUCUGGGUAAUAUUGUAAAUAUUGUUUAAAAAUGCAUCGGCCUAUGCUAUACAAUCUGAAGGUUAUUUUAACUUAUAGUUUUUUUAAUAUAUAUAUUUAACUACAAGGACAGUUUAGAGAUCAGUUAUCACAUUUCACUUUAGCAUACCUAUUUACAGAAAGAUUGCUUUUAAACAGCCACCUGCCAGCAAAUUUUCAUAAAUGUGUACUUUAAAAAGAACAUGCCAAGAUUUUGUUUUUCUGUUGACUCAACAUUAAUUUUGACAAUACCAUGAGACACACAAUACAAAUUGGUCCUUUACCACAAGCAGCUGUUUCCCAAAGCUCAAUGCUGACGAGCAUAUUAAACUCGCUACUAUUUAUUAAUCUCCAAGUAGACAAUAAUGUUGGCAUGUUCUUUUCUGUUUGUCUAUUAAUAGGCCUGCUUCUUAGCAAUAUUAGAAAUGUUUUAUAAAAGCAGUUCAUGUUACUUUUCUGGUCUUUUCAUGGCAUAUGAGCAAAUAAAACUAUUUACACCACUA